AUGCUCACGACUAGACGUAUAUCGAGUACCGUGCUUGAAGAUGUUCAAUGUCUCGGUCGAUUGAGUUCAUGGGAUAAGACCGUUGUGAUUAGGAAGAAUGGCGACUUCGAUAUAUAUACCAAUGAGGGAUUGCACACCUAUAGAAAACUGUGGAAUGAACCAAUACUAGAUAUGGGUUACUCAGAGGCAUUGUCUACCUUGUUUGUCCAAUGUGAGCAGAGUUUGGUUUUAUUUAACGUAGGAAACAUGGAACAGUACGACAAGAUUAUUGACAGAAGGGGAAUACUGAAGUUCUGGUGUUUAGAAAACCGCUGCGAUAAUGAAAUAGAUCAGAAGACAGUGGUGGUGAUUCUGCUCAAUACGAAGGUACCGAGGCUGAAGAUAUUCAUUUGGGUUUCGAGGAAGUUUUCCAAAGUGGUUGAAAUACAAUUAUCUUCAAAACGUGAAACCAUUGCGUCCGUCGCUCUUGUAGACCAAGGUGCUGUGAUCGCCACCAACCAUGGCAUUUAUAUUUGGAAGACUGGCAGCAGUGUUUUGACUAGUAUUGACAGCGUUGUAACGCCAAAAUGGUCUGCUUCUCUAUCUGCGUCACUCAAGGUUCUACAUAAUUCGGUGGACGGUACCACAAGAAAUGAUAACGAAUCACUCACUGAAUCCCAUACCUGGUCUUCUAUAGCGAAUUUAUGGUCAUCUGAUAGAAGACGAACACGAUCGUGCCGGGCAUUGAGGUACCUUUUCGGACCAAACCAUAAUGUCUGUAUUUUACUAGAUGGUCAAUCUCAGAGAUUACUGGAGUUACAAUCAUCAGACGAAGGCUUAUUCUAUUUGAAAGCUCUGCCAUACGACCAUUUCUUCCAAGUUAAUUUUGAUUUCAACGCUUGCGAAUACUUGGGAUCGAAUUUCAUUGUGCUAUAUAAUACUUCCACGAUAUGGGUAGUAGAUUAUGAGCAAGGUUUCGAGUACCUUAAAGUGAGAGUUACUGAUGGUAUCAAAAGAGUUUUCCAACAAAGCCCGGUGGAGAUAAUGGUAUGGACUUUAUCUGAUGUUAUUGAAAUCUAUAGAAUUGACGUAGAUGAGGACUUAGAUAUGAAGACUGAUACUUUAGGUGGGUCAAUGUUUGAUUUGAAUCUCGAAACUCUUGAGAAAAGAAUAGUGUUUUAUAAAAGCAUUCUUAAGUCAAACUAUAUUUCUUCAAUGAACAUAACAGACGAUGAUAGCGAGACGAGAAUCUCGUAUACUAUGAAGUUAAGAGAUUUGUAUAUCGUCUAUGCACUACAAAUCUUUGAUAAAGCGCAAAAAUUGCAUUCUAAAGGUGAGAAGAUCGGAUUGAAUGCCAAUACGACAAAUAUAUAUGAGAAAAUGAGCUAUCAGAUAUUCCGAAUAUUUCUUCAGUUCCUUGCUCCCCCUGUACUGAUAAUAUCCUUCUGUUUCCCUGACAAUUGUGAAAUUAUUCGUCGUAAAUUCGCUAUCAAAAACCAAUUUUUUAGAGAGACAUCUACGGAGCUGUCAGCUGCACUCAUCAGGAAGGGUUUCUUACCAUAUUUGACUGAAACAAGAAGGCAUGUGAAGAAUAUAUCCAAAGAAAAAGACACGUAUUGGUCAUACAAUGAUGUUUCAUUGAAACUCACUUUGUCAUUUUUUGAGAGUCAUAAUCAAGCUGAACUUUCCGUCGCCAAUAUACUCACCAUAAUUGAUACUACUCUCUUUGAGAUGUAUGUUAAAUACAACAGAUCGAUGGUCGGACCAUUGGUUAGAGUGGAUAAUAACUGCGACUUUGAUACUGUGGAGGAAAUUUUAAACAAGGAGAACAUGGUUCAUGAACUUAUAGAUUUUUAUUAUUUUAACAAUGAACACAGAAAGGCGUUGGACCUGCUAACGGAAAUUUUGGAUCGCACUGGUGAUUUGAAACCUGGAAUAAAAACAUUGGUGAUCGAAUACCUCAAGAAUCUUGAAUUCACGGAUUUGGAUCUUGUAUUCCAAUACUCGGACUAUUUGUUAGAAAAAUUCCCUGAUGAAUCAUUUGACAUUAUCAUGUUAUUAUUUCUACGUCCUUUGCCAUUUAGCAAAGAGCUUGAUCACCAGAGAAUAUAUGAAUACAUAGACAGCAAACGAUCGGAUCUGUCACUUUCAUAUCUAGAAUUUGUCGUCGGUGAAUUACAAUCCUCAGAAACGGUGAUUUUCUGUACACUCUUGAAACGUUACCUAGAGCACAUCAACAACUCUAGCACUGUAAGAAAGCUACAUGCUGUUUUGAAAUCGUCAAAAAAUUAUGACGCAAAACGUGUGUUGAAAAUACUUCGGAAUGCUAUGAAUGGCUAUGACAACAUCAAUUCUUUAGAAUUAAGAGCUUUAAAAUACAUCACAGUAUACCCAAUCAAUAUGUUAGGAGAUCAUCAGACGGCGUUAACAAUAUUGUGGGGAGAGCUCCAUGAUUACCAGCAGAGUUCAGACUACUGUAAUACAGUCUACCAGAAUGAUAAUGAUGCAGGCACCUUAUUGUUAAUGGAGUUUUUGGAUAAGAUCAUCGUUUUUGACAAUGGACAUAAAAAGCCUCAGUUCCUCAAACUGUUUCUGAUUGAGCAUGGAUCUAAACUACAGAGCGACAAGGUGCUUUUGAAACUUCCGGAGGAUAUGCCAAUCGCUGACUUGUCUAGUUUCUUCCACAUGGAAUUGAAAAAGAAUACAGCCGAACAAAACCAGCUCAAACUACUGAAGGACAUUUUGUAUUCUGAGUUGACUAAGGCAAAUUUCAAACUUGCUAAUGUGUUAAGUGAAUUUUUCAUAUUUUCGGAGGAAAGAAAAUGUCCUAUUUGUGGGAAGCUUUUAAAAAAUACAUCCGCAGACUCAUUAGCUAUCAUGACAUACAGAAAUAAAACGUAUGUUAUGUAUUCAAGCUGUGCCAAAAAGUUACAGGCAAAGAUUAAACACGAUGAAGAACCAUUUAACGCCAAACGGAUUCCAUUAUUAUCUGAGCUACUUUGA
Kluyveromyces lactis is the source of this 2982-nucleotide messenger RNA. RefSeq names its product Vam6p (gene VAM6). The coding region runs from base 1 to 2982 and encodes 993 amino acids. Gene Ontology annotation, cellular component: fungal-type vacuole membrane; cytoplasm. The record is from RefSeq and is a predicted model, not a curated record. Gene Ontology annotation, biological process: endosomal vesicle fusion; autophagy; vesicle-mediated transport. The transcript has a single exon. NCBI's taxonomy places the organism in Eukaryota, Fungi, Ascomycota, Saccharomycetes, Saccharomycetales, Saccharomycetaceae.